Molecule: messenger RNA, 680 nt
Organism: Drosophila ficusphila
Lineage: Eukaryota; Metazoa; Arthropoda; Insecta; Diptera; Drosophilidae
Exons: 4
Coding region: 122-589 (155 amino acids)
Source: RefSeq, a predicted model, not a curated record
AUCCAAAGUAAUUUCCAUAUCAAACCGUCGUAUAUAAAUCUGUCAUUAAAAUGUCCUGUCACGACAAAAUUUUGAUCAAAGAUUCGUUGACAGUUUGACUCGUUAAGCUGAAUAAGAAUAAAUGUUGUCGACUUUUAGGAAGUGCUGCUGCUGUGAUCUAAAAUGGGGAGCUCUUAUUGUUGCUAUCAUAGACAUGAUGAUGACGGCUGCCGUUGUUCUGGAAACUAAGUAUUUGGCGUAUUCAGUGAAAGAUGAUGAUAUAGACGAUGAUAUGAUAAGCUUUGAUGUUGGUCCGAACUACUUUCUUUGGAUUGGCACCCUUAUUAUCCACUUUGUCCACUUAGUAGCCUGUGUUUUCGUCAUGAUUUCUGUUUGGAUGCAAUUUAAAAAUCUUAUUAUUCCGUACCUAAUAAUUGGCAUAAUUCGCUUUGUUUAUGACUCAAUACUCCUUGUUUAUGUUUGCGUUGAACUUGGCCCCGUAUAUCUAACAUUGCUGCUUAUCCUAAGUGGCUUAGGAGCUGCGAUAUUCUUCUGGUUCGUCGCCUACUCAUGGUUCAAGAUGCUCGGUGAAUCAAGUUCCGCAAACUAAAUAGUAUCCAAAUUUUGCUUUCAAUAGUAUAGUGUAGUUCAAAUUGUUCAUACUUGCAGUGUAACCAAAAUAAAUUCUAAAUUCAAACGUU